Gigantopelta aegis is the source of this 3214-nucleotide messenger RNA. RefSeq names its product caspase-3-like. NCBI's taxonomy places the organism in Eukaryota, Metazoa, Mollusca, Gastropoda, Neomphalida, Peltospiridae. Gene Ontology annotation, cellular component: cytoplasm. Gene Ontology annotation, biological process: proteolysis; apoptotic process. The record is from RefSeq and is a predicted model, not a curated record. The transcript is spliced from 6 exons. Bases 90 to 998 code for a protein of 302 amino acids.
GUAAAGUUUCCAAGCGUCUGUGUCAAACAUCUAAAGAAUGCUAUCAAACGUGUUUUUAUUUCUGUCAGCAGUUUCUUUAGUUUGUAAGCAUGGACAACGCAGACGUACAGUAUUUUGUCCAAAAAGACAAUGAUAUUCCUGAUACAGAACAGGAGUUCGCUAGACGAAGUGCUGAUACCAAAAAUGUUCGACCAGGCGCACCGUCUGAACCGAACGAGUACAACUUCAACUUCAAGCGUCGCGGCCUGUUCCUGAUCAUCAACAACAAGAACUUCGACAGCUCGACGGGUCAGAUGGUGCGGGAGGGAACCGAUGUGGACGCAGAGAGGCUGGAGGAGCGCUUCCAGGACAUGGGCUUCGAGGUGAAACGCUACGAUGACGUGACACGUGCCAAGAUGUCAGCACUCAUGUAUGAUGCUGCGUCGUACGACCACUCCAACGCCGACUGUUUCGGCUGUGCGAUCCUCAGUCACGGCGUGGAGGGCCGGAUCUUCGCCACAGAUGGGUACAUGUCGCUGGAACUCCUCGUUGUGCCAUUCAAAGGAGACCGGUGUCCAUCGCUCAUCGGCAAACCGAAACUCUUCUUCCUGCAGGCUUGUCGAGGGUCUAAGAUGGACUAUGGGGUGGAGGUGUCCGACUCCACCAGUGCCUCCUCCAAGGAUGAGGAUGAGACCGAUUCCUCCAACACUGUCACCAUUCGCAAAAUACCCAUUGAAGCUGACUUCCUCUUCGCUUACUCCACAGUGCCAGGCUACUACUCGUGGCGUAACAACCAGGACGGGUCAUGGUUCAUCCAGGCACUGUGCAUCGUGCUCGAGAACUAUGCCACCAAGAUGGAGCUGCUGCACAUGCUGACCCACGUGAACCGCAUCGUCGCCUACGAGUUCGCGUCGUGCUCAGACAAGGAGUUCAACGACAGGAUGAAACAGAUGCCCUGCGUCGUGUCCAUGCUGACGCGCUACGUCUACUUCAGACACAAGAAACAGGACAUCAGAUAAACCAUGUGUGUCGUGUCCAUGUUGACACAAUGUUGACACGUUACGUCUACCCAGACACAAGAAACAGGACAUCAGAUGAACUGUGGUUCCAAGAUAGAUUUAACCCUUAUGUUGACUGUAUGCAUAAUUAUAUGGCUCUGUGACUUGGUGCUUGGACUCUCGAAACAAGACAUCAGAUGACUUUACAACUCCAAGCUUGAUGUGGACCAAGCAGACUCUAUCCCAGUUAUAUCGAUUGAUGUACAUAAAUGUAUGAUGUAUAUAUAACUGUCUGGAUCAAGCUGGCUGGAAUAAUGCCUGUAUGCAUUACUAUAAAUGCUACAUUAUAUGGAACUAUAACUCAGUAUGUGCUUACAUUUCAGUCACAAGACACGUCAGAUGAAUUUAUGGCUUCAAGCUUGAUGUGGACCGAGCAGACUCUGUCCCAGUUAUAAUGAUUGUUGUACAUAUAAUGUGUAUAACUGUCUGGAUCAAGCAGGUUUCACUCUGAAGGAUGCCUGUAUGCAUUGCUAUAAAUGCUAAAUUGUAUGGAACUAUAACUCAAUAUAUGCAUAUUCUUCAGUCACAAGAUACAGGACAUGAGAUGAACUAUGGCUCCAAGGCUGAAGCCAGCAGUUAUAUGACUGUACAUUACUACGAUACAUAAUUGGUUAGAUCAAGCCGGUUUCACCCUAAAUGAUGCUUACAUUAUGUGGAAUUAUGACUCAUUAUGAAUACUUCAGACACAAGGCACAGGACACGGGUAUCAGAUGAACUAUGGAUUCAAGACUUAUGUGAACCAGGCUGCUUUGGUACUAAUUACAUACAUUACUAAAGAUAUGUAAAUGAAAAGUGUUUUUACAUAACUUGUUAAAUCCAUGAGAUACAAUUUUAACAUUAUUUUUAAACACCCGUUGGUGAGAACAUCAUUCAUUAUUUAUGAUAACACAUACUUGUUAACACACAUAUACAUGUAUUAUCAAUUUAAACACAUAUGACUGGCUGCUUCUAGGUGAUGACCUGGUCACCAUAACCUUACAAUCAAAUAGAAGCAGAAAAGAAAUGUAUAGCUUUGUAAGGUAUAAAUUGUAACCGAUUACUUUGUGACUUUGUAACUAAUUUACUUGAAAAAGGUGUUUAAAUUGUUUUACAUCUGGUGGGGGGUUUUGUUUUACAUCUGGUGGGGGGUUUUGUUUUGAGGAUGUGUAAGAAAUAGAAUACUACAUUUGUGUCCAUUCAUAGAUAACAUUUAUCUUACAACUCAUUGUUUUAAAACUUAUCCAACUCGCUUUUGCUUGUUAGAUACGUGUUAGAACAACUCAUUGUGAGAUAAAUGGUAUUUAAUGGCCACUCAUGUAGUAUUCUCCAUGUUCAAACCACAGGUUCAUUUUGGUGAUUAUGUAAGGGAUUUAAGCCAUUUUGAUCUAGCCACUGAAUAUGCAUAUAACCUGGUACAGUGUAUCCAGCAAUUUCUGUGGAUGUAAUUGUUUGAUCAAAACAUUCUUAGGUGGUGAUGAUUCAGCGUAUUUCACACCUAGAGAAGCAUGUAAUUGUUUGAUCAAAACAUUCUUAGGUGGUGAUGAUUCAGCGUAUUUCACACCUAGAGAACAUUUAAUUGUUUGAUCAAAACAUUCUUAGGUGGUGAUGAUUCAGCGUAUUUCACACCUAGAGAAGCAUGUAAUUGUUUGAUCAAAACAUUCUUAGGUGGUGAUGAUUCAGCGUAUUUCACACCUAGAGAACAUUUAAUUGUUUGAUCAAAACAUUCUUAGGUGGUGAUGAUUCAGCGUAUUUCACACCUAGAGAACAUUUAAUUGUUUGAUCAAAACAUUCUUAGGUGGUGAUGUUUCAGCGUAUUUCACACCUAGAGAAGCAUGUAAUUGUUUGAUCAAAACAUUCUUAGGUGGUGAUGAUUCAGCGUAUUUCACACCUAGAGAAGCAUUUAAUUGUUUGAUCAAAACAUUCUUAGGUGGUGAUGUUUCAGCGUAUUUCACACCUAGAGAAGCAUGUAAUAGUUUGAUCAAAACAUUCUUAGGUGGUGAUGAUUCAGCGUAUUUCACACCUAGAGAAGCAUGUAAUUGUUUGAUCAAAACAUUCUUAGGUGGUGAUGAUUCAGCGUAUUUCACACCUAGAGAACAUUUAAUUGUUUGAUCAAAACAUUCUUAGGUGGUGAUGAUUCAGCGUAUUUCACACCUAGAGAAGCAUGUAAUUGUUUGAUCAAAACAUUCUUAGGUGGUGAU